CCGGAACCUCCGCCACACUCUCACUCGGCUGCGGCUUGUGAUCUUCCUGGACUCGUACUAGUGACAGCUUGGAAACAGAUCAACAGAAACAGGCAAGACGAUACCACGAUUGACGAAAAACAAAUUGGCAUACCAGCGUUGAGAUUAUUCACCUCGUUUCAAUCGUUUAAUUUUUGAUCGUGACACGUAUCACGUAUCAGACGAAGCUCCAACAAUACCGAAUUGCACCUCUGCAUAACUCUACAGCUGCUGAAUAACGACACAUCUCCAGAAAUACCGUCGCAAUGGCACAAUACUUCCUCGACAUCAUCUACACCCUCACCAAUUGCAUGAGUUGUUUUCCAGGCUCGCCAAAUCUAAAGAUCAACAAUCGGAGCUUCAAGAUACUGCGAUUGUUAGGAGAGGUACGUACACAAAGCAUUCAUCCAUUGAGCGAUGGGCGCAUUUGCUGACAAUUCCCCAGGGUGGAUUCUCAUACGUAUAUCUGGUCCAGGAUACCAGCAACGAAGCUCUAUACGCCCUCAAGAAGAUACGAUGUCCAUUCGGCCAAGAAUCUGUUGCGCUGGCGAUGAAGGAGGUGGAGGCAUAUGCGCUUUUCUCGCCGCAUCCGAAUAUCAUUCGUAGUAUUGAUUAUUCCGUGUCGGCCGAUCGAUCGGAUCCGACAGCAAAAACCGUGUACAUUCUACUUCCAUACUACAGACGAGGCAAUCUACAGGAUAUCAUAAAUGCAAACCUGGUGAACCACACGAGAUUUCAGGAAAGGAGGUUAAUGGUGCUGUUUUUGGGUGUUUGCAAAGCUUUGAAAGCAAUGCAUAAUUACAAAGUCGGUGGUCCACCUGGAGGUGUCAAUAGCCAGAAAAAGGCAAAGCGAGUGAGAGGGGCAGCUGCGGUUGCAGAUCAAGAAUUGGCAGACGAGGCAGAGGCGAGAAGGGGCAGACAAGCCGGCAGAGAAGUGGAUGAUGAUAGUGAGCAGCAGGAACCUUUAAUGGAAUCCGAGGUUUCAACGGCGCAGGAGGGUAUUGCGCCGGGUGGGAUACGGUCUUAUGCGCAUCGCGACAUUAAGCCAGGUGAGAUCAAGGCCUAGACUUAUCAAGCAUCAACCAAAGCUAACAAUUGCAGGAAAUAUUAUGAUUGACGAUGAUGGCGAACAGCCGAUUCUCAUGGAUUUGGGCUCUUUAGCUCCAGCUCCUACUCCGAUUACCUCUAGAUCCCAAGCACUGGCAGUGCAAGAUCAAGCAGCUGAACAUUCCACAAUGCCGUAUCGUGCUCCCGAGCUAUUCGACGUAAAGACUGGAAGCGUAAUUGAUACCAAGGUGGAUAUUUGGUCAUUGGGCUGUACACUCUAUGCCUGUCUGGUUGGAAAAUCUCCGUUCGAAAUGCGAAGCGACGAAACAGGUGGAAGCUUGAGCCUUUGCGUUCUUGGCGGAGAUUGGAGAUUUCCAGACGAAGGAGCAGGAGGCAAGAAAAAGGCAACAAACCAGCCAGGUCAGACUGAUGACAGUGAAAUCAGUGAAGGGAUUAGGGAAGUGGUGAGAAAAUGUUUGAAGAUCGAACCGGCAGAACGGCCGGAUGUGGAUGAACUGAUUGUAAUAUGUGAGGACGUAAUUGCUCAGUUACCACAGGAUGGGCAUUCGUAGGUCGGUUGGCCUCGUGUAAAACC
Molecule: messenger RNA, 1660 nt
Organism: Hymenoscyphus albidus
Lineage: Eukaryota; Fungi; Ascomycota; Leotiomycetes; Helotiales; Helotiaceae
Source: the annotation of a GenBank genome assembly